Molecule: messenger RNA, 3232 nt
Organism: Ictalurus punctatus (channel catfish)
Lineage: Eukaryota; Metazoa; Chordata; Actinopteri; Siluriformes; Ictaluridae
Product: beta-1,3-galactosyltransferase 2
Exons: 2
Coding region: 7-1278 (423 amino acids)
Cellular component (GO): membrane
Molecular function (GO): N-acetyl-beta-D-glucosaminide beta-(1,3)-galactosyltransferase activity
Source: RefSeq, a predicted model, not a curated record
GUUACUAUGAGAAAACCAUCACACAGGAUUAAUCUCAGGGGCAUAGUUGUUGUGCUGUUUCUCAGUUCUCUCCUUCACACACAGACGCAGCAGAAACUGCUAGCUCAGAUGAUGGCCUCCUUAAACCAACACAGGUUUAAAAUCUGCUUCAUCAUGUUGCUCUCCUUAGUCUUCAUUGGGCUCGUGUCUGUCCAAGUGUCGGACAUCUCCCUCAAACCUUCCAAGCUGUGGCUCAAAAAUGUUGCCAGACAUCUUCACUCUUACAUGCCAAUAAUUCCAAGUAUCGGCAAUCAAAUGCUGAUAAAGCAGCCUCCUUAUCCACACUACAAACAAAGAUCUGGAGAACUGGAGAUUUCUAAUACCACACAUGUAGUAGUGACCGUGACGAGCAGGCUUAAUGCCACGGAGUCGACUGAUCGGGACACAAAGGCGACAAACUUUUCACCACCUUACCAUAAAGCACAUCCACGCAAUUACCAUUUCAUCCUAGACGAGCCGGACAUAUGUGAGCGGCAGAAGCCAUUUUUGGUCCUCAUGGUACCAGUGGCUCCUCAACAAUUGGAGGCUCGAAACUCCAUCCGGAGCACGUGGGGUAACGAGAGCGUUGUUCAAGGGAAAAACAUCACUGUCUUGUUCGUGCUGGGUUUAAAGGGAGGAGAAGACGGGAAGAAACAUCAAGAGCAGUUGAAUUUGGAAAGCCAGCAGUACCACGACCUGAUCCAGAGUACCUUUAUAGACACGUACAACAACCUGACCAUAAAGACCAUGGUGAUCAUGGACUGGCUGGCCACACACUGUCCUCAAGCAUCCUAUGCCAUGAAGAUCGACUCCGACAUGUUCUUAAAUCUGGAGAAUCUCAUGAGCUUGCUGCUGGCACCAAACACGCCCAAAGAAAACUACAUUACCGGGAUGAUUAUGUGGAACCGGCCUGUCGUUCGAAACGAACAUUCCAAGUGGUACGUGCCAAAGGAAGUGUACCCAGAUGACGUCUACCCCACAUACCUGCUGGGGAUGGGUUACGUCUUUUCCAGCGAUCUUCCAGAGAAGCUCGUCAAAGUCUCGAAAGACGUACCGCCAUUUAACAUCGAGGACGCGUACGUGGGCGCGUGUCUAAAAAAACUGGGCCUCCCACCUUCGAGCCCUCCCGACCCGUCCAAAUUCAAGGCUUAUCACAGUGGCGAAUUUAAGCGCAGCGAGUUCGCCAGGAUCAUCACAACGAUCCUCGGCUCCCCAAAGCAGCUAACAACAUUCUGGCAACAACUAAAGAGGGCUGUGUGAUCCAGAUCAUGACGUCGUUUACAUACGUCUUUGGAGUGCAAUAAAAAUUCUUCAAAUAUCCCAGCUUUUAAGCCAGAACAUUUUGCACUAAGACAACAAUGCUUGUAUAGACUUGCUCAGGACUUCAAGCAUGGUCAAAUGUUUACAUGAAAUUCAUGUCCGUGUGGAUUUCUUCCAGGUUUUCAAACUCCUCAAAAAACAGUGAAGUAUACAUGAAUGUUUGUGUGAUGCGUAUGCAAAGACAAUUGUAUUUGAAUCGAAUUGUACUCAAUUUCUCAUUUGUGCUAAAUGUAGUCAAGGCAUGUUUGGUGUCCAGUGUUGCGAAAUAUCCCUCAUACCAUGUCCAGUUCUUCAGACCAUGACAACCGAGUGUUACGUACCGUCCUACACACUGUACGCCACAGCUCAACUAGAAGGCAAGUUGAGCUGGAGAAGACACGAUCUGGAUUUUGGGACACUUAAAAGGAAUCUCUGAGACGAUCUUAGAGGUCUACCAACAGCAUCCGUGAAAGCAUAUUCUUAAGACAACCCCAGAGCUCAAAUGUUUGAAGUGAAAAUUUGAAGCACGUAUUUGGAAAGUUAAGACACAUCUAUUGAUAUAAAAGUUAGAGUGAGAGACUUCGACUACAGUACAUAUUCUCCUCUAUAUUAAUUUUGUAACUCCGUUUUCGUAGCAAAUCUAAAGAGGCAAACAUCUGACACAAAACAUGCCUUGGCUGAUUGACUACACAGGGUAAAGAGAGGUAUUUGAUACUUUAAAAAGUUUACGAAGGAUGUAAUCAUCUGCAAAGUUGUUACAAAAUAUACACAAGUUAAAAAUAUAGUUAUCUGCAUUUCCUCAAAUGCUCAUGUUCUACCCUGUAUAUUUCUAGACACAGCUCUUUAUUUCAUUGAUCAAAAAAGAUGUCAAGAUUUCUGGAUGUUCUAUGAAAAGAUUGUAUGUUUAUUGGCCGACUGGUGAAUACGCUUUUUAUUAGUAGCAUGCAGAAAACAUCACCCACUGAAAAGCAAAGCCUUCACAGAUUGAGCUCUUCAAGCACAAAACAAAGCAGCAGGGAACAGAUUUAAAAAUAAUAAUAAAUUAAGAAUUGCAUGCCGACUUUUUUUUUUUUUUAAACAGAAGUGAAGGUAAUGUUGCACUGCAUUUUUUCAUCACUGAGUUGCAGUCGUGCUACACUGAAAUGCAAUCCAGGCCCUACCUGGAAUGUAGCUGCAAUCAGAGGUGACAAAAGGUUUGAAAGUAUCACUGAAGCUUUCCAGAAAUAAUUUUAAAAAGUGUUGAUGUGAUGAAAAUUAUAGCUCUAAGAAAUUAAACAAAGAAAACUAAAGUCUUCUGGAAAAUUAAUACCGUUUGUGUAUUGCAUGUCACACAAAAAUAAGCUAAAAAUUUGGACUCUGUAACCUUGCCUCCUACCGAAAGUACUAAUUUAGGGGUUUCACAACAUCUGUUACAGUGCCCUCCAGUAAUAUUGGUACCCUUAGUAAAUAUGAGCAAAGAAAGCUGUGGAAAAUUGUCUUUAUUGUUUGACCUUCUAAUCUUUUGUUAGAAAAAAAAGAAAAAAAAAUACUCUGCUCGUAUGGAUAAACAAAAACAGGUUUGUAUAUUAUAUAUAAAUUUUAAAUAUAGGUGUGCAACAAUUAUUGGCACCCCUAUGAAUUCAUAUGAGAAAAAUAUAUUUGAAGUAUAUUCCCAUUGAUAUUUAAAAAAAAAAAAUUGUAAUUGUUCAUGCCAUGAUACACUUCCACAAACAUGUGUUGUGAAGAUCAGACUUUGACUAGAUCCCCGUUUUUUUUUUUUUUUUUUAAAUAAAUAAAACAGGGCACUCACACACACCUGAAAACACCUGACUCUAUUCUCACCUUCAAAUUAACUGCUAAACCUAGAGGUUCACAUACUUUUGGUCACUCGGAGAUAUGCAAUACUAGAUCAUUUUAAAUAAAUUACCAAGUAGAA